This is a messenger RNA of Micropterus salmoides (largemouth bass), 492 nucleotides long. RefSeq names its product thrombospondin type-1 domain-containing protein 4-like. Gene Ontology annotation, biological process: extracellular matrix organization. The transcript is spliced from 3 exons. Gene Ontology annotation, molecular function: metalloendopeptidase activity. The coding region runs from base 73 to 492 and encodes 139 amino acids. Lineage: Eukaryota; Metazoa; Chordata; Actinopteri; Centrarchiformes; Centrarchidae. The record is from RefSeq and is a predicted model, not a curated record. Gene Ontology annotation, cellular component: extracellular matrix.
CAAACACACACUCCCCCGUUAAACAUGUGUGUGUAUGUGUGUGUGUGAGUGUCCUCCUCCUUCAGUCUCUCCAUGGCUGGAUUGUGGCAGCAGCUCAGCUCCCUGUGGCAGGUUCGAGCUCCGGCUCUCCUCCACCUCAUCUGUCUUCUCUACCUAACCUCAGAUGCUCUUCCCUCGGAUACCAAAGCCAGCCCACCCCCUCUGGAGAGGUUUCAGGUAGUGAAGGGGAAUUUCUCUCGGAUUUUCCUCCAUGUUGGCUACCAUAAGGUUGCAGAGAUUCCUGCAGGAGCACGCAACAUCAGCAUACAGGAGACGAUAAAGAGCCGAAACUACCUGGCUCUGCAGACCAAAAGUGGUCUCUCCAUCAUCAAUGGCAACUGGGUGAUUGACAGGCCAGGGAUCUUUAUUGCUGUAGGAACACGGCUGACGUACCAACGACCCAAUGAAAUCCGCUCUCGCAACGGGGAGUCCAUCACUGCACCCGGGCCGUGA